GGGAGAAAAUGACCCAGUCCGCAGUAACCCAAGGCAUAUUGGUGAACGUUUGACCCUAGGUGACUUAGCACUACUAACUGAGCUGUGUUCUAGUUAGUUUUGUCGUCUAAGUGGUUUGGCAGGAGUAAAAGCUGUUCAGCUGUCUUCCUCGGGACUUGGGCAUUUUUGUAUAUAUGAAAACGUCUGAUUGGGCUUUAUCAAGUCACUGAUAAAUCAUGGCACCUGUAGAGAAGAGUACAGAAGAUACUAUAAGGCAAAGAAAAGAAAAUCGUUUAUUGGACCAAACCGAUAUAAAGGAAAUUGGUGCUGCGCAUGGUCAUGUUAAAAGUCUGGUAGAAUGGAAGAAACAUAUGGAGGUUUUGAAGGCAGAGAUGGUCGAGACUAUGAGCUGCCAGAUGAAAGACCUCCUUGACAAAGCUGUGACAGACUCUCUGCAAUCAUACACUCGAGACAAUGUUACCUCACUUCCAGACAAAAAGCGCAGAAAUGAAGAUUCUGAAAAAGGGAAAAGUUUCAUACAACGUGCUUCUCUGCUGGAUGAACUGAUGGAGGUGGAACACUUUCGCACUAUUUAUCACAUGUUUGUGGCAGCGUUGUGCGUCUUUGUUAUCAGCACUGUGGCUGUGGAUCUUAUUGACCAGGGCAGAUUGGUUUUAGAGUUUGAUGUGCUGUUUUACACCUUUGGACAGUUUGGCACCGUGGUAUGGUCGUGGAUCUGUCUCUUUAUCUACGCUCUCUUCUUGCCCUACAAAACCUUGCACUUCUGGGGAUCUCGCUAUUCCAAGUCAAAACAUCCAUUCCUGCUGACUGCAUCUGUAAUCAGCAUUUUUAGUAUCUGUCAGUUUUGUGUAUUGGGUGUUUUCCCCCCAUACAUUGUGCUACAUUACAAAUUGCCUCCAGCCUCCAGCUUCGUAGUGAUCUUAGAACAGGUUCGUUUUCUAAUGAAGACCUACUCCUUUGUACGAGAAACUGUUCCAUCUGUGAUUCGGAAAGAAAGGAAUCCGGAUCAACUACCCAAACUUUCAAGUUAUCUCUAUUUUCUAUUCUGCCCAACUCUAAUAUAUAGAGACAGCUACCCCAGAACCCCGUAUAUCAGAUGGAGUUACGUGGCUAGGAAUUUUGCUCAGUUCUUGGGAUGUCUGUUUUUUGGAUAUUUCACAUUGGUCACAUUGUGCAUUCCUGUCUUCACUAAUAUGAGCAAGCAGCCAUUCCACAUGAGGACUUUGGUGCUAUCUUUUUUCCAUGCUACCUUACCUGGCACCUUUGUUCUGCUGAUCUCGUUCUUUGCCUUCCUGCACUGCUGGUUAAAUGCUUUUGCAGAGAUGUUGCGCUUUGCAGAUCGUAUGUUCUACAAGGAUUGGUGGAAUUCAAAAUCAUUUUCAAAUUAUUACCGCACAUGGAAUGUCGUUGUCCACGAUUGGUUGUAUUAUUAUGUUUACAGAGACAUUCUAUGGCUGUGUAAUCGGCGGUUCCGCGCAGGAGCAAUGCUGGCUGUAUUCUUCAUGUCGGCCAUCGUACACGAAUAUGUCUUAACAUUGUCACUUGGUUAUUUCUACCCGGUCAUGUUUUGCCUGUUUGCCAUCUUUGGAGUUGUCUUCAACUUCGUCAUUAAUGAUAAUCUAACAAGCCCAUUCUGGAACGUGAUGGUUUGGACCUUCCUGUUUAUUGGCCAGGGUAUUCAGUUGUGUUUAUAUUGUCAGGAGUGGUAUGCGCAAAUACACUGCCCGCUCACUGAGAAAACAUUUUGGGGAUUUGUGACUCCUCGUUCUUGGUCAUGUCAGAUAUAGUUAAUGAAUAUGGUACUGUUUAGCGUUCUGUGAAACGUUGAACGCAUAUGUGUUGCACUGGAAAUUCCUUAAUACUACAUGGCUAAAUAUGGAUGUAUGUGGCUGCAGAAUCCUUAUCCUCUAGAUGUAAUCUGUACUGUUCCAGAAAUCAAGAUAGCAUUGUCCAGAAUUCUAUGUGAUUAUCUCUAUGGACUUUGGAGAGACUUUGAGUUUGUCUGACACCAGAGUGCUGUCAUUUACACAGAAUGCAGAGUUACAGAGUUGUUCUGCUACAUGGUCACAUAUCUCAUGAAACCUUAAAUGUUUCUUAUUUGGUAAUACCAGGAAUUAUAUGAAAUGACAAUAUUCCAGAUUACAAUGUAUCUGAAACAAAUUGCUUAAUGGAAUAACUGGCUAAUCUAUACAAACUGAUGUUCAUUUCACAUGGUGUAACUCAAAAUUGUGAUAUGUGCGUGGGUACAAAGGUGGGGUUUCAAUGACUGAAGAAGUCCAGAAGUUUUUUAAUUUGCCCCCCUAAGCCAAAGAGUUGGUAGAAGCAAUUUGCUGCUAUUGGUUACUGACUUGUUCAUCCAGAAAACAUCUUGUACAUUUGUCCAUUAAGGUGGGCUAUUGGCACAACUGGUAGUAGCUAUCCCCCUAUUUUCUCCAAGCUUAUAUUGUGCUCUGCCUGCCUUGUGUAAAAAUAAGCCUCUUGGGGCACACAUUUAAGAAUAUUUCAGCUUGUUCUGUCUUCUUUCCCAGUCUCUCUUCAUAGUAGUUAUUUUUUCUAUGAUAUUUGGGCCCCAUUUUGUUAGGGGAACUGGAGCAAAUGUCCCCACUGUUCAUGGAUAACUAAUACCCUGACCACACUUCAGACCUGUUAUAAAGCAAAUUUCUCCUGUGACUGGAUAUCCUUGCAGACAACACGUAGGUCUAUUUUAACCAAAGCGCGGCUAGAUUCUGUAUUCAGUAUAUUCUGUUUAUUUCAAUUAAAUAAUUUCUCACCCUCUCUGAUCAUAAAUAUAUUGCAUUGAAUGUAUCCAACAUCAACCAUCAAACAAUAAUAAAAUGCUCUUUCUAUACAUAAUUAUUUGUAAGGUGAAUUGUUAUGCUGUUAAUUGCAUGCACCUUAUGUCACUUUAGACUCAUUGUGUAGAAAUUGCAUAUGGGGCCUUUUAAUAACAAAUUGUGUU
Molecule: messenger RNA, 2959 nt
Organism: Pelobates fuscus (common spadefoot toad)
Lineage: Eukaryota; Metazoa; Chordata; Amphibia; Anura; Pelobatidae
Product: sterol O-acyltransferase 2-like
Exons: 15
Coding region: 216-1787 (523 amino acids)
Biological process (GO): cholesterol efflux; cholesterol metabolic process
Cellular component (GO): endoplasmic reticulum membrane
Molecular function (GO): cholesterol binding; fatty-acyl-CoA binding; cholesterol O-acyltransferase activity
Source: RefSeq, a predicted model, not a curated record